ACAAUCAGUCGACUUUUGGCAAUUGGCAUAGCAACUAGCGAAUUUUUCCUCAAGUUUACAAGAUAAAUAAAAUUCUUUCUAUGUGGUGAUAACGGACUGUUAGUAGCAGUUUACUCCAACCAAAUUGUGAUUUUGCUGACGAUCAAAUGAACCAAAAGAUAACGGUCGGUAAACCGGUAAAAUAUUGUGUGAAAGGAUUUCCAAAUCGCCCUUACCCUUGCCCUUAAGUUCUUGAUGGGAAGAAUCACCGCAUCGGAUGACUUACGUCGCAUACCGCGAAGAAGAUUCUGCGCUGACAAUGAGUCGCGUCAAAAACAAUGAAAAACCGGAAGAAGGUUGGAUAACUUCUGAAGCACGAGUUGAAUAUGUAACUGAAGGCUAUGAAGAUACAAAUAUGGAUGCUGCACUGGAGGAAACAAGGACAAAUCAGUCCGAAGCUGAUGAUGAUUAUGAUGAUGAUAACCACGACGUUAUCAAUGAUCAGAAUAAAAGCUAUGAAGAUGCAGAUAUGGGGGCUCAAUCUGAUACUUAUGAUGAUUAUGAUGACGAUGAUGGUGAUCAUGAAAAGCACGCAAUUAUCAAUUUUCAGAUUAAAAAUUUAAUCGAAGAUGCUGACUAUGUAGGAAUGAUAAAUCGAAAUAAUGGUUGCAGAAGAAAUGAAUAUUUUAAAAUGAGUUAUCCAAAUAAUCCACAAGCAAGUAAAAGAAAAUCAUUUUCAAUACUUAAUAAUCCUUUAUCAAAUAGUACUCGAGAAAUGGCACCUACAUCGCAAACCUUAGCUAACUUAACAAAUCGACGAGCUCAGUUAUCUCAAAUGACCCAGACACAUGAUCAACAGACACAUGGACUAGAAGUAGUGGAUAGACCUACUGAAGUGAAUCGCCUUAAUCGAAGAAAUCACCCCUCAAACUUCGCCAAGACUACUCCAUCAGCUCCACUAAAGCGCUCAAACUCGAUCAGCCUUUCGGAUCUCUUAUCUAAACACCUGCAGAAAAAGCAAUGUCCACCAGCUUACGAAGAAUACUUACCGCAAAUAUUAGGCUCAGACAGAUCAAGUAUAACAUCUCCUACAGUAUUGAGUCAUGAAAAACUACACCAGAGUAUUGAAAACAACACAGUAUCUUCUGUGCAAAAUUUAUCUGUUUCAGCAAACCAGCCUGAUCACAUAUAUAAACAGUUACCUGGGAAGCAAUCCCUGCCAUCUUACAGAGUUCUUGUCGAACAAAACUCUCCGGCAAAUAGAACUAUUAUUACCAACGCCAGUGGUGUGGAGAAUAAUGAUCAAAGAAUAGAAUCUAAAUGUAUAUCAACCAAGAAAUCAUGUGCCCAGCAGAAUUUUGUAAGCAAUACAAACCGACUCCAUCAGAUGUGUAAACAUACUGAACAGCUAUUUCCACCACUUUUUAAAGACUUGGAACAAAAUCCUCAUGCAGGUAACUUAAUUGUACAAAGAACUACUGGGGCUAAACCAUUAUAUCUAGCAAAUAUAUCUCGAAAUAAUACGAAUAGCACUUCACCUUCUGCGCAACAUUUACCGAGCAUAGAAAGUGACUUUGGUCAAUUAUCCCGAGCUCCUUAUCAAUUCCAGACUCGAGCAGGUCUCCAAAACGAUAUUACACAUAUACAUCAGUGUCUUGCAGGUGAAUCUACUGCAGCAAAUAUUCCUAACCAGAGACCUGGCCUUCAAGAUGACAAACAUAAUACAUCGUCUGCGGUACCAAAUCUUCCAAUGAACAAACUGAUGGAGAACACUGAAAAUGCAUGUGAAAACCAACCUCUGCCGGUUCUAAAAGGCUAUUUACUUCAAGACCCACGUACCAAAUUACUGUUUCUCGUAAAAGAUAUAGAAAUGAAUACUAAAGAAAAUUCACCGGGUCAUAGUGUCACCGUGAAUAAGUCACCAACUCCGUAUAAUGUUCCAGAUACAACAGACCAAUCAAAUCAAUCUUUUGAAGACUUUGUUCCCGACUGUUUUGACUUUGAGCUUCCGACACAUCCUCCUUGCUCAUGCGUAUGUUCACAUGGAAGAAGAUUUUCAUCAUUUACUCCAAGGCACGCGACCAAAAAUCCACUUAACUCCGAAUCGACUGUAAGAAAUCAUGGCAGGCAAAGUACUUAUUAUGAAACGCUUACAGAGACUAGAUCCCCUAACACGAUAAACUUAGCAAAUUAUCAACAGUCUUGUUCGCAAGCAGAUCUUAUUUCUGUACACCAGAAUAGUUGCUCUCAAAAUAGAACAGAAAUCAAACCAAUAGCUAAAAGCUCUCCAGUCAUAACAAACCAAUCAUUAAAACCAUUAAUAAUACGAGAAGAACAAUAUCCACCAAUAAAUGUAAACUCUUCAGAUAAAGUUACGUUUACUGAAACAUUGCCUGUUAAUAAGUUAACUAGCGUGAACUCUGUUGCAGAAAGUAGUUGUCUUGAAACUGCUGAGUCGACAGCUAAUCUGGAUUCAUCAAAUGUUAUCAAUGAGCUCGAAGAUACGAACGCAGAACCAAAGCAAACCUUAUUAAAUGAUUUAAAAUUUCUUUUCUCAGAAAUGCAUUCAAAAUUUUCUAACACGCUUAAAUCAUUUCAAAAUGCAAUUCUUACUAAACGACACAAAUUGAGAAACAAGCGGCUUGUCUCCUCUUCUUGUAAAAAAAUGGCACAACCUCAAAAUACAGUGAAAAGCAAAAAUGUGAUGAAAUGUGAUACUAGUCUUAAUCAUGGCGAUAAAAAAAAUACAUCGUUUGUUUUACCACCGGAAUAUAAUCCAGAAAACUCAAGAUGGACUUUGAAAUAUCAAAAUUCAUCGGCGGGAGUUGUUGAAAUUAUGCCUCAUAGCUCUGUGUACGUUGAUGAAAAAAAAUUUAUUAUUUGUAAACUUAAGGCGAAAGAUUGUAAAUCAUUAGCAAGAAUGUUAUUAAUUGAAAUUUUCUCAGAUAAUGCAUUGCGUGUAUGUUCGUUAACUGGAGCAAGAUCCAAUGCUCACAAACCACCACAAGUGCGACCUGGGCUAGAUAAACAUGCCAGAAUGGUACUGUUAGAAUUCGUUUGUGAGUACGGACAGCAAAAAGGUUGGGCGAAAUGCAAUGCAGAAUCCAUUCUAAAUAGUGUACGCAGUAAAGUUCAGGAUAUAAGAAAAAAGCAAAACGAAGUUUCAUAAACUACAAAGUAUUUUUAUUUUAUUGGUUCCUUGACAAUCCAUCAGUUCCCAAAAAAGAAUUUGAAGUAAACAUUUUGUUCGAUUGUUAUCAUUAUCAGCAUAUUCUCCUUGAAAAGAAAUAGGACUGUUUUCUUAUUGCUUAUGGACUGAACUUUUAGUUAUAGGUUUUACGCAGUCGGUUUUUUUUAAUUUACUCUUUAGUUACUAUUACAAUAAAAUGGUGAAUUUUGCA
Bicyclus anynana (squinting bush brown) is the source of this 3380-nucleotide messenger RNA. Its product is annotated as calsequestrin-1. The transcript is spliced from 5 exons. Bases 257 to 3148 code for a protein of 963 amino acids. The record is from RefSeq and is a predicted model, not a curated record. Gene Ontology annotation, molecular function: DNA binding. NCBI's taxonomy places the organism in Eukaryota, Metazoa, Arthropoda, Insecta, Lepidoptera, Nymphalidae.